Molecule: messenger RNA, 4135 nt
Organism: Camponotus floridanus (Florida carpenter ant)
Lineage: Eukaryota; Metazoa; Arthropoda; Insecta; Hymenoptera; Formicidae
Product: bestrophin-4
Exons: 10
Coding region: 1283-3364 (693 amino acids)
Molecular function (GO): chloride channel activity
Source: RefSeq, a predicted model, not a curated record
CGUAGGUCUCCUCAGUAUUGGUUGGCCAGGCGAUAAUCACUCGUGCAACGACGUAAAAGUUCCUUGGCAGAUGCGUGCUCGAUCCGAGAUAUACACGUGUUCGUUUAAUAAAUUGACACUUUCCGCGUAUUCGCGAGCGCGAAUUAAUCGAAUCCAAGAGAUUGGAAAUUCUUGUCAAGAAGAUUAUAGGAACGGACUAUCUGCACGUGAUUGGUAUCAGUUGCAUCUAUCCUAUAAUUAGGAAAAUGAGCAGCUCAAUACUUGCAAAUACAUCUUUUGAUAUACGUCGCGAUAGCAGUGUCCUUGAUGUAGACGACCUUUGAUGUUACGUGAACUCAAAGAGCCUCAAACAAAUCAUGUUCCUGCUUUAGAUUCAUCGUUUCAAAUCUAAUGUUUAUCCGUGAGAAAACUUUCAAAGUGUGAAAACAAUAAUUGAAACGAAAAGAUUGUUCAAAAUGCACGAUUCUUGACAAAAAGGAAGAUUGCAAAUUAGAAAGUAGAUAAAACAAAAUGAUAAAAUAUUCGGAGCAAACGAAAAACAUUCCUGAGUAACGUCAUAUUUGUGGGAAAUGAAAAUUAUAAUAUUAUAAUUUUAGAAUUAUAAAUCUUUCAAAGAGACAACGAAAAUAACGGAGAAAACCAAUAAAAUCCAGAAUCUUUCGAUUGUCUCUCUAAAGUAAUAAAUUCUUAUAUAAAUAACGUGUGUAAAUUCAUACAGUGCGUGAAUUUAUGACUUUGCCAAAACUCGAUAACAUAUGAUAAAAGACACCGAUAAUAACACGUGAUAAAAUUUAGUGACGAAGAGUUCAUAUCAAAUUAUACCAAAUUCAUCUCGCAUCAUUGACGACGAUAUUUACACAAGACGAACAUAUUUAUAUUAACGAAGGAGUGAGAAAACAAAUUUAAACAAUAGUUCUAUUGAUAACAUCGAUUCACGCGAAAAGUGAAAAGUGCGUAUAUUAAAGCUAACAAGUUUGUCUUAUGUUCUAUAACUUACAUAAUCGCGUCAGAGACGAAUCAAUCGUGUGUCAACGAUGACCUUGGCGAUCUCUUACCGAUGGCGGUUCGCGGGCUCGAUUGUAUCAAAGAAACGAAUGAUGAUGCCAAAGAGAAGUUGACGCCGUCCUCGAUCACGCGAAUAAUCGCGCUCGGUUAUCAUUUUGACAUCUCCCGAUGCUUUUCGGAGAUGUUACGAGUUGCUUGUGGGCAAAAACGCGAAUAUAAUACGAGAAGUUGAGUCAGAGAGAGAGAGAAUCACGUGACAAGACGCAGUAGAUGAAAGAUGACGGUCAGCUACACAGCCGAAGUAGCCACUUGCAGAGGGCUCGGUUGCUUUCCCAAAUUACUGCUCAGGUGGCGAGCGAGUAUUUACAAGCUUGUCUGGCUCGACCUAUCGGUUUUCCUCAUCACCUACUAUUCGCUAUCCGGUAUCUACCGAUUGUUAUUAAACAAGGACCAAAAGAAGAUAUUCGAAUUUGUGGUGGCAUACUGCAAUGAGUUUAGCGACCUAAUACCAGUUUCGUUUAUCUUGGGUUUCUAUGUUACUAUCGUGAUGACUAGAUGGUGGAAUCAAUACUUAGCGAUACCAUGGCCCGAUUCUAUUGCGGUCUUUGUAUCAGCCACUAUACAUGGAAACGACGAACGCGGUCGUUUAAUGCGGCGUACGAUCCUUAGGUACGUGUGCGUCUGUCUGACUGUGGUCCUAACAAAUGUCGCGCCGCGAGUAAAGAAAAGAUUUCCUACCUUGGAGCAUUUCGUGGACUGCGGCCUAUUACUGGACAACGAAUUAACGAUAUUCCAGAGUCUGAAUGCGAAAUUUCCAAAGCCAAGCAAGCAUUGGCUGCCGAUAGUCUGGGCCACGAGUAUCGUGACCCGUGCUCGGAAGGAAGGUCGAAUACGCGAUGAUUUCGCAGUCAAGACUCUCAUCGACGAGCUCAACAAAUUUCGCGGAAAAUGCGGCACUAUUUUACAUUACGAUACAAUCAGUGUCCCGUUAGUCUAUACUCAGGUCGUCACACUAGCUGUAUACACUUACUUCUUAACCAGCGUAAUGGGUCGCCAAUGGAUUCAAACGUCAAACUCGAUCAUUGAUCUGUAUUUCCCGGUAUUCACAACAUUACAAUUCUUUUUUUAUAUGGGCUGGCUAAAGGUCGCUGAAACGCUGAUUAAUCCGUUUGGCGAGGACGAUGACGAUUUCGAAGUAAAUUGGUUAAUCGACCGCAAUUUGCAAGUAAGCUAUUUGAUCGUCGACGAGAUGCAUCACGAUCAUCCAGAACUUAUACGCGAUCAAUAUUGGGAUGAAAUAUUCCCCAUGGAGCUCCCGUAUACCGCUGCGGCGCAACCCUUCCGCGAGGAACAUCCUCAACACUCGACAGCCGGUAUACAAUUGUCCGCCGCGCAACAAGAACUGCAACCAUCAUCGGUUAAAAUCGAGGAUCUAGCGCCGGAUGAACACAAAUUCCAGUCCGACAUAGGCGAUGACGCCGCGUCGGGGAUACAUUUCACCGCGAGCGGAAAAUUUUCCCGAAACGGUACAGAGAGCACUGAGAGAUUAGUAAGAAGUGCCAGUAGAGUGAGUAAUCGAGAGCGCAACCUUAGCGGCGGUUCAAUUCCUAGCAACCUGGGUGGCUCACUCACGAGAAUAAACAGCGUUACUAGCGUACUUAAGAGAUUCUUUAGCAAGGAGGACAGACCGGAUGGAAGUACCGCAAGUGGCACUAAAACUCCGGCAAAGAUUACGAACUCAAGUUCGGCAGCUUCCUUGCAACUACGACCACCUGCUGCAAGUGGUGCAGGAGGUUCCAUGAGGAUAGGCGUCAUCGAGGAGGUAGACGAGCAAAUGACGCUCACAUCGUUACGUCAAUCGAACGAUAAUAGGCCUCAUGUACAAAGUAUAUUCGCACAAGGCCCACCACCACCGAGCGAGCCUGUCGACGUGCCUGGACCAGUGCAAUUUCGUAACCGCGAAGUAUUCUCCAGGAGCGCACCUGCACGAGCAGCAACCAGUAGCGCGGAAUCGGGAACCGUGCGCGAAAAAUCAAGACUUCUAAGAACACAAGAGUCCAUGCAAUCGGCACGAUCAAGCGUCACCUAUGAACCGGCGAGUCCCGGUAGCGGGAUAAACGAUGAUGUAGCCAGUAUCGCAAGUUCCUCGUGUUCUAGCGACAGCUCCGGGAACGAAUUUACAAAAUUGAAAACUGAGAGAAAGAAAGAGAGACGUAAACGAAAGCUCGCUCGAAGUGUUAGUGGGCAUAUCGGUACAUAUAGUCAAUCGAAAAGUUCUACCGAUGCGGAGACUCUUUUGCUAGCGGAAUUAGCGGACACGUCGCGACGCGGCAUGGGCGAACGUGACGAACAAUUUUAGAAAAAAUCUUUUUUUUUACAUCCAUGUUUUUCAUGACUGGCCUAAAUAAGCCUAGAUAUCCAAAUAAAAAAUUGGAUAGAGUAGCGCGAUAAUACAUCACCGUACAAUAGAUUUUUUUACGUAUUUUCAAUAUACACACAUAUUGAAAUAAUAUUUCGUGAAAAGAAUCUAUAAUUGUGUUGUCAUUAUUCAGAACAAACUGCUGGCGAUAUAAAUUAUUAUUCAUAUAUAUAAAUCAAUUGUAAUUUUCGUGAGAUCAGUCUUGGAAGUUUCGAAUUUAUCAAAUUGAUAAAAGAAAGUUUCAAAUGGAUGUAUAUAUGUAUCACGUAACACAAGUGUUUUUAAUGAAUAUAUACAUAUAUACAUAUACAUAUGUAAACAUUAUCGUGCGAAAACCAUUCGUAUAAACAACAAAACCAAAACUAACAAGGAAAGUUUCAUAAUAUUUAUAAGUGAAAAACGAAAAAUCUCGUACCUUUUAGUAUAAAAAAUGUACAUAGCAAAAACAUAUAAUUAAUUUUGACUAUAAUUAAGUAAGUAUACUGAUACAUACGUAGAGAGAAUACUUCCAUAAUACGUCUCGAACGAAUGAGAAACAUAAGAAAAACUAUAAAGGUGCUAUUAAUGAAAAUGUAUUCGAUUCUUAUUCGAUAUAUCUGAUUAAACCUUUUUUUAAAAAAUUACAAAAUUUCGAACAUUGCCUUUGAAAAUUUAUAAAGAGGAAUAGUUUCAAGUUUACGUAAAAAAGUUACAAAUAUAAAUUAAAAUCUA